AUGUACUAUAUAUCGGGAGGAAAUCGAGAACCGUCUACAUUCAAACUUGUCAGCUACAUGGUUUCAAUACGUUCUCGUAACCCACAAAGAUAUUUUGGAGAUAAUCACUUUUGUGCAGGCACGAUUAUAUCGAAAACGGCCGUAUUAACAUCAGCCCAUUGUGUAAUGGAUAAAAGAAGAGUAUUAACUCGAGCCCGUCGUUUACUGCUAGUGGCUGGAACACCUAAUCGUUUAGUGCCCAUCGCAACAACCGUACAAUUUCCUGCCAAAAGUCUAACGGCUAAUACAAACUAUAUACGCAACAAUAAAGAUGAUAUAGCAAUAAUUCAUUUAAAAGGAGAAAUUCCCGAGGAUAAUGAAAAUAUACAAAUUAUUAAAAUGCCAACGGGACCACCGGUAUAUAAUACAAGUUGCAUUAUCAUAGGUUGGGGACGAAUGAUAGUGAAGGGUCCUUUAGCCGCUUUACCCUUUCAUGUCAAUGUUAGGCUAUAUGAACCUUCAGAAUGUAAAUAUUUUCUACGCGAACAUUAUCAUAAAGGUAUUUUAUGUGCAGGUGAUAGUUUGAAUUACGAUGAAGAUCCCUGUCGUGGUGAUAGCGGUGGGCCUUUGAUCUGUAAUAAUGAGUUAACGGGUGUUAUUUCUUGGACCAUAGGUUGUGGUAGAAAUCGUUUGCCCAGUUUGUAUACGGAUGUUUGGUAUAAUCGGGAGUGGAUUGAAAAACAUUUAAAUGCUGGUUUUAGGAUUUUUAUGCAAUUUAAUAAAUAUGAAAAAUAA
Molecule: messenger RNA, 774 nt
Organism: Lucilia sericata (common green bottle fly)
Lineage: Eukaryota; Metazoa; Arthropoda; Insecta; Diptera; Calliphoridae
Product: trypsin alpha-3-like
Exons: 4
Coding region: 1-774 (257 amino acids)
Biological process (GO): proteolysis
Molecular function (GO): serine-type endopeptidase activity
Source: RefSeq, a predicted model, not a curated record